GAAACAACCAACAGAACGAUGGGUGUAAUGCGUGAGUCAUAUCGUCCCUCCCCAUCCACCAAGCCAGCAUUUCCCGAUUCGACUGCCGGCAGACGAUGGUGGCGGCGGCCAAGCGAGUGACUUGGUCCACGACCACAGUGCAUGAGUUCCACCUCGGACACAACGCGUGCUCCGUUCCCAGCACGGGAGGUCCGUCAGUGGGUCUAGUGGGUGCCGCGGUCACGUCCCGCACCGCACCCGUCGACGACAGACUCACCGCGAUCCCUCGCUCCCACAGGGACCAACUGCUGCCACCUAUGCGCCGCAUCGAACUCCUUCGCGACGCAGGCUACGCCGUGGACGAGAUCGCUGUGUUUUGCAUGGCCACAAACCAGUGCCGCACCGAGCGACACGAGACAGAGCAGGAGUACGUGGCCCUGAUCCGACAGCGCCAGUACGAAACGUACCUUGUCAAGCAACAGAUCAUUGCGAUGGAAAUGGAGCGCCAGAGACAGCUCUACCUACAUAGGCACUACCAGAUGAACAUGCUGCCAUCGCACAAGGUUUUGCGGAGCCGUGCGGCUUCGAGUGACUAUGUCCGACAAAGCAGCUUUCCAUCGUACGCGGCGCCCCCCACUAGGGUGGUGGAUGUCCAAGUGCUGGACAACAAGCGCCGACGAUUGUCAGUCGAUGCCCUGUUAAAUUAGAUUCGUGGCCCCUAUUUAUCGUCGUAGCCGACAACUCCGUGACGUUACCCCAUAAAUAAAAAGUUUGUUGGUCAGUGUGUUCAACUGCCGG
Molecule: messenger RNA, 777 nt
Organism: Aphanomyces astaci
Lineage: Eukaryota; Oomycota; Saprolegniomycetes; Saprolegniales; Verrucalvaceae
Exons: 1
Coding region: 96-686 (196 amino acids)
Source: RefSeq, a predicted model, not a curated record